Messenger RNA from Mya arenaria, 2026 nucleotides. RefSeq lists its product as uncharacterized. Gene Ontology annotation, cellular component: nucleoplasm; chromatin. Bases 77 to 1792 code for a protein of 571 amino acids. The transcript is spliced from 3 exons. The record is from RefSeq and is a predicted model, not a curated record. Gene Ontology annotation, biological process: positive regulation of DNA-templated transcription. Gene Ontology annotation, molecular function: protein binding; ubiquitin-protein transferase activity. NCBI's taxonomy places the organism in Eukaryota, Metazoa, Mollusca, Bivalvia, Myida, Myidae.
AUUCAUUUGUUCUAUAUAGAUUAAAACGUGUGUCGUACCGGAAGUUUCUGUUUUCUAUUUAAAUUCGUUAUUAAGAAUGGAGGUGUCAGGCAAAUUGUUACCGGUGGAUAAAAGUGAGUCUACAACUGACCCUGCAAACUGCCAACCCUGUUCCAAGGACGGUAAACACGUUCCUGCAAUAUCAUAUUGCCAGGUCUGUGCGGAAUUCCUGUGUCCAAGCUGUGCGAAAACUCAUCGAAAUAUGUCAGCAACAGCUAGUCAUGCCCUUCGUGAGAAUGGAGACAUGCCUAACCCUGCCAGUGCUUUACUAGAAGGUGGUCUUACCGAACCCUGCAAAGAACAUCCAGGGGAAUUUAUAAAGUACCACUGCCCUGCUCAUAAAAAACUUUGUUGUGGUCAUUGCAUCGUUCAACAACAUCAAGGAUGCAAAAUGAACAUUAUCGCUGAGGUUUCUAGAGAUUUUCUGGAAGGGCGCGAUUAUAACACUCUAAAAGCAAACCUUUCUGACUUAAAAGAAGAACUUGGUCAAUGUUCGAGAGACAUUGAAGCUAUUCAGGAGUCAACCACAGAAGAUUGUUUAAAAGACCUUGAUCAACUGAGAGCUUACACAACUGAUAUCAAACAGCACCUGGACCAACGUGAACAAGAAUUGUCUGCACAGAUCUAUCAAAUUAAAGAAGAAAAACAGUCUACGCUGAAUUCACUAGCCACUAAUUGUCAAUCACUUCAAUCUAAAUGUCAAAAAACGACAACUCAACUCGAAACUCAGGAAUCAAAUUCCAACAAACUGUUCAUAGCAGCCAACAGAGCAUUAGAGCAAACACCUGGACUACAAAGGGAAGUUGAGGAACUAAAACACAAGAUGAAUAUUCCGCAGUAUAAACUCACUAAGGAUGCAAACACAGUCAAAUUCCUUCAGUCAAAUUCAGUCAUCGGAUCAUAUGUCAAAGCUGCUGAAGAUCAGAAGGAAAGGUUUUCAAAGUUGGAUUCCAAGAAUAUCAGAUUGAUUAGAAAACAUUUUUUCUCAAGUGACUUUAUAACUGAUGUCACCGACAUGACCCUUCUUCCAGACGAUAGGCUACUAUUUGUUGACAGAAAUAAUAAGAACGUAAAGCUUAUGCUAUUAAAACAAGAUGAUUGCUCAUCGGUGGAACUAAACAAUGACCCAUUCGGACUGUGUGUGUUGCCCGGAGACCGGGCUGCUGUUACACUGCCAAUCCCGGGGAAGAUUUGCUUGAUAAAAACGCUUGGUAAUCUCUCGAAGGAGGACUCUUUUGAGGCUGGAAAAGGAUGUCGGGGAAUUGCUUAUCAUGACGGAAAACUGAUAGUGUCGUUUCAAAAGAAAUUUAGUAGUCCUGCAAGAGUUGUUUUAAUGGAUUUAAAAGGAAACGUUUUGAAAAGUUCAGAAGACCAUUCGAACAGGCUUAGUGUGUUUCAACAACCAUUUAACCUAACAGCUAACAGCAAACAUUCACUUCUUUACAUUUCUGACUGUGGCACCAACAUGGUCACAGAAUUGAACAUUGACCUUGCUGUAGUGCAAACAUUUCCUCUUAAGACAAAACCAAGUGGUAUUACAUCCAUUGGAGACACAGAACUGCUCGUUUGCAGUCGUUCAACCAACGCAGUAUCUCACAUUGAUACAUCUACGGGACAGAUAACAGAAAUUUUGGAGGGAAAGGACGGAGCAGAUGGGCAGCGAGCAGUGCAGUUUUGUUUAGAGACACACUUGUUGUACAAAACCGAAUAUACUGACUCUAAAUGUUCAUUGGGUGUUUAUAAAGUAAGUUAAAAGUAUUCAAGGACGACAAGUGCGUGUUUGCUUUAUAAACUACUAUCCUACGUGUGUAAUAUACUAGUAUGCGUGUGUAUGUAUGGAUUUAGAAAAAUGUAUGUUUAACAAAACAUGACGACGAAGUACUUGACAGUGCAACCUUUUUAUAUGCAAAAUUGAAGUGAUAUAAAGUUGAUUUUUGUGAAAUAUUUCAAUAUUUUUGUCAGUAAGCAUGGGUUAUAAACUAACAAA